Messenger RNA from Talaromyces rugulosus, 852 nucleotides. RefSeq lists its product as uncharacterized. Bases 1 to 852 code for a protein of 283 amino acids. Lineage: Eukaryota; Fungi; Ascomycota; Eurotiomycetes; Eurotiales; Trichocomaceae. The transcript has a single exon. The record is from RefSeq and is a predicted model, not a curated record.
AUGAUUCCCAGAAGCUUCACAUUGCGCCUCGGCGCCCUUAAAUACCCUACAAAUCGCAUUUAUUCGUCACCGCGAACGUUUUCCUCCUUAACGGCUCGUUUGGCCAAGUCACAGCCACGACAUGCUCCGCCGAAACCCCCUUCGCCUCCGCGAAACCCGUCGAGCCAUUCCAAAACUGCGGCGAACUUCAGGUUUAUGGGUAAACGACCAGAGGGUUUUGGAAAAUUCGAGCAGAAAGUUGUUAAGGCCGGACGCGUUUUGCUUUUCGAAGCACCAUCGCAUGGCAGCUACAUACUCGGAGCCUAUGGCAUUUCCGCUUUCUGUUUUGCAUACGCCAUAAUCAACUCUACCAUGAACAUUGGAGAAAACCCUGCUAUAUGGCUGAAAGGUGCUUACUUUAGCAUGUGCGUUGUCAUGAGCGCGCUGGGUACAGUCUUCGUUUCCCGAGCGGGGAAACUGAUCAGGAAAAUCACAGCGGUUAGCUCAACUGAAGGUGUGAAGCUUCUGAUCGAUGUACGAUCAAUGAUACCAUUCCGAAAGCCAUAUACCAUAACAACUACACCUCGUCAGUUGGUAUUUGCCCGCAAGCUGGUGGUAGAUCCGAGUCGCGCAACCCCUGACGGCAAGUUACGUCUUCCUCCUACGACGCGAGUUUCCUUCUUCAAGAAUCCAGGAAAAGCUAUAAGCUACACCUUUUUCCAAUUCGUCUUAUCUUUUCGGCGGAUUUUUACCCAAGAGGACAUGAUACUGGUUGAAGUGGAUGGGUGGAGGGGACACUACCGAAUGGAUUCAAAUGGAUAUAUUUCCAAUGAUAUAUUCGCAAUUGGCACCCCUUUGAAGGCUCGAAAGUAG